AUGGCUCCAAUUCGAAACAGUGCAGUAAUCUUUGCAGAAGUUCCAACUGGUUAUCCAGAAGUUGGUAAACAUCUUAAAUAUGUUGAUGAUCGAACAAUUGACCUCGAUACAGUUGAAGCAAAAGGUGGUAUUGUCACAAAAAAUCUUGUAAUAUCUAUUGAUCCAUACAUGCGUGGUCGUAUGAGAGAUCCAUCAGUGAAAAGUUAUGCACCUGGAUUUCAACUUAACGAACCAUUAGUAAAUUUUUUCGUUGGAAAAGUUGUUAAAUCUGACAAUUCACGAUUUAAAAUUGGUCAAUAUGUUUAUGGUAUGGGUUCUUAUGAAGAAUAUACAGUUCAUCCAAAAGAAGCAACUGAUACUAUUAAAAUUUUAAGUGAAGAAGAACUUAAACUUGGUAUACCAUUAACAGCAUGGGUUGGUGCAGCUGGUAUGCCUGGACAAACAGCUUUUCAUGGUUUUUAUGAUAUCGGAGAACCAAAGAAAGGUGAAACAAUUUUUAUUACAGGAGCAUCCGGUGCUGUCGGUCAAAUUGUUGGUCAAUUUGCUAAACGUGAAGGUUUGAAAGUCAUUGGAUCAGCUGGUUCAGAUGAUAAAGUACAAUGGCUUCAAAAAGAACUUAAUUUUGAUCAUGCAUUUAAUUAUAAAACAGCUACAGCUAAAGAUGAACUUGCUAAAUUUGACCCAUUAAAUAUCUAUUUUGAUAAUGUUGGUGGUGAUCAAUUAGAAGCAGCUCUUGAUGCUGCUGCUAAUGAAGCACGAUUUGUUGAAUGUGGAAUGAUAUCACAAUAUAACGAACGUGAUGCUCAUGGCAUUCGAAAUCUUAUGCAAAUUGUUGCUAAACGACUUAAACUUCAAGGUUUUAUUAUAUUAGAUAAAUACAAAGAUGCAAAUUUUAUGAAAGAUUUUUAUACAAAAGUUCCAAAAUGGAUUGCUAGUGGUGAAAUUAAAAUAAAAGAAGAUGUAACUAAAGGUUUAGAAAAAGCACCAGAAGCAAUUGUUGGAAUUUUUCAAGGAAAAAAUUUCGGAAAAGCAGUUAUUCAAAUUGCUGAUGAUGCAUAA
This is a messenger RNA of Adineta steineri, 1059 nucleotides long. The record is from the annotation of a GenBank genome assembly. NCBI's taxonomy places the organism in Eukaryota, Metazoa, Rotifera, Eurotatoria, Adinetida, Adinetidae.